This is a messenger RNA of Juglans regia (Persian walnut), 582 nucleotides long. RefSeq lists its product as uncharacterized. The transcript has 2 exons. NCBI's taxonomy places the organism in Eukaryota, Viridiplantae, Streptophyta, Magnoliopsida, Fagales, Juglandaceae. The record is from RefSeq and is a predicted model, not a curated record. The coding region runs from base 1 to 582 and encodes 193 amino acids.
AUGACCAGGAUAGAUAACGCAUUCAGUGAACAUCGCCUCUAUGUGGACCCCGAGGCUAAGAAGAUUCGACAAAAGGGCAGGAGCUUUAGCACGAAGAAAUAUGCCUGCCUUUUGGAUGUGGGAGUGCUACGUAAGGCACAUGCUUGGAAUGAUGAAUGUGACAAAGCAUUUGAGAAACUCAAGGAGUAUCUGGAGAACCCGCCACUCCUUAGCAAAGCAGAUCCAAGAGAGGCCCUAAAUGUAUACCUAGUAGUCUCCACACACGCCGUUUUGGUACCAUUGAUCCAAGGAACGAAGGGUUUCCCGGAGUACUACACCAGCCAAGAAUUCCAGGGAGUAGAGGUGAGAUACCCUCAGAUGGACAUGCUAGCCUUUGCACAGGUGGUGACGGCCUGGCAUUUAAGACCAUAUUUACAAGCCCACCCAAUCAAGGUGUUGAUGGAGACACCUCUAAAGAAGGUCCUGCAGCAGCUAGACGCCUCAAACCACCUAGUGAAUUGGGCAAUUGAACUAAGCGUGUUCGACAUCGAUUACUGUCCCCAGAGUGCUGUAAAGGGAAGUGUUAGCCGACUUUAUAGCUGA